This is a messenger RNA of Esox lucius (northern pike), 6112 nucleotides long. RefSeq names its product oxysterol-binding protein-related protein 10. Lineage: Eukaryota; Metazoa; Chordata; Actinopteri; Esociformes; Esocidae. The transcript has 13 exons. The record is from RefSeq and is a predicted model, not a curated record. Gene Ontology annotation, cellular component: cytosol; intracellular membrane-bounded organelle; membrane. Gene Ontology annotation, molecular function: cholesterol binding. The coding region runs from base 326 to 2695 and encodes 789 amino acids.
UGUGAUGAUGUGUAAUAAUUGUACUGUAAUAUCCGGGGUUUGGUCGAGAGUCAGAAGAGGGAGUGUCUGCACAGUGAUUUCCCAGUAACACCAAAAAGCCACGGUGGUACUGUGCCUCCAUCGGAACUAACAUUAGCCUUGUGCUAGACACAACUGCGGGGAAUUAUGCUUGGUUUCUCAGGCAGAAAGGGACGCACAAAUCACCAACGAAACAUGGAAAUACGUUUAAUGCUUUCGAUUUAGGUCAGUAAACAUUCUCUGUUUGGUUUAGUCUAUGUUCUAGCAAAAAAUAUACCUACUCGACUUCGCCUGUCCCGCAGUCAGUAUGGAGAAGACGUUCUGCAGUCCCCAUCCUGGGACAAAUAAAACGGACUCUGCUUCUUUCCCGUCGGACAAGAGGAAUUCGUCUAGAAAGAUCGGACGUGCUGGUUCUCACAGCCCCGGCUCGGCUUCACUUGGGAGCGGGGCCGGUGGAGGAGGGAGUCGGGGAGGUUUAUUAGGGAACAGUAUGAAUUUUCAACAAGCGUGUAAGCGUCAGUUAGAAGGAGUAUUGAGCAAAUACACAAAUCUUAUUCAAGGAUGGCAGAACAGGUACUUUGUUCUGGAUCCGGAGCUGGGACAACUGCAGUACUUUGUCAAUGAACAGGGCAAGAGCCAGAAGCCCAGGGGAUCCCUACCUCUGAUUGGUGCCUCAGUUGUCCUGAGUGACGAGGCGCCCCACAUGUUCAUCGUCAGCUCAUUCAACGGCGAGCUUUACAAGCUCAGAGCGUCCGAUGCCAAAGAGCAGCAGUUCUGGAUGAACCAACUCCAAGCGUGUGCCCGACGCCACUCCGAUAGCAGUGCCAAGGUAUGGAAACUGAAGGGGUCCGACGAGCACCUGAGUGUGGAGAGAACGACAGGAGGCAGCCAAGAGGUGCUGGGUUCCUCGUCUUCGGGUCGAUCCCGGAGCGUGUCGCUUCUCCCCCACCUUCCACCGGCCGCCUCCUCACCUGGUACCCAGAGGCACUUGGCUUGUACGGGGACGCCCAGCAACAUCGUCACCAUAACCCACCACAAGUCCCCUGCCGCAGCCCGACGGUCCAAGAACCAGUACCCCGGCCAACUAAUGGAGGUCAAAGAGGUGAUGAGUCAAGCAGAGGGCCAACAGAAGAACCUGGUGCACUCCAUCGAGUCCCUCCCCACACGAGGACCCCUCUCCUGCCUGGACCAGGAUUUGUUGCUCCUCAAAGCCACAUCGGCCGCCACCCUCAGCUGCCUGGGAGAGUGCCUGAAUAUCCUGCAGCACACCCAGACCCACAGCCAGUCCCAGGAUCCCCAGUCCAACCACACCCGCGCCCCACUCUCCGAUGGUGUUCCUGUGUGGGCUGUACCAAAAUCGCACUCGGGGGAGCGCCUGAAGAACGGAGGCCUGACUCCUGUACGCUCUGCCGAGCCGUCUCCAGCGCUCAAGAAAAAAAGCUGUGCCCAUUGUGCUGAGCAGCACCCAGCAGGGUUGGACGCCAUCAGCCCCACUGAGGAGGUGACUGACAUGGAAGACAAUGAGGAGGAAGACCUGGGAGUGUUGGACGACCAGCGAAGCAUUAUUCUGCACCUCCUCUCCCAGCUCAAACUGGGCAUGGACCUCACCCGGGUGGUUCUGCCUACAUUCAUUUUGGAGAAGCGCUCCCUGUUGGAGAUGUAUGCUAACUUUAUGGCCCACCCGGACAUGUUCCUGUCCAUCACAGCUGGCGCCACAGCGGAGGAACGCAUUGUACGCUUUGUCGAGUACUACCUUACGGCAUUCCACGAGGGCCGCAAAGGAGCCGUGGCCAAGAAGCCCUACAACCCGGCGCUGGGAGAAACUUUUCACUGCUCCUGGGAGGUUCCCCGUGGCAAAGUGAGGCCCCUCAGGUCACAGGGCCAAAAAGAACAAACCUCCAGGGGCCCCAAAAACACACCUCAUCAGGAUGAUUCGUCGGGGGCUGGGUCUUAUUGGCUUCGCUUUGUGGCGGAGCAAGUGUCUCACCACCCGCCUGUUUCAGGGUUCUACUGCGAGUGCCCAGAGAAGGGGAUGUGUGUCAGCGCCCAUGUGUGGACUAGAAGCAAAUUCAUGGGCAUGUCAAUUGGUGUGUCCAUGAUUGGGGAAGGGACCUUAUGUCUUCUAGAGCAUGACGAGGAGUAUGUCUUCACGCUGCCCUGUGCCUAUGCCCGCUCCAUCCUCACUGUACCAUGGGUGGAGCUGGGUGGCAAAGUCACCAUCAACUGUGCCAAGAGUGGCUACUCAGCCACUGUCACAUUCCACACCAAACCUUUCUAUGGAGGGAAAGUACACAGGGUUACUGCAGAAGUCAAACACAACCCAACCAACACCAUUGUAUGCAAGGCCCAGGGGGAGUGGAACGGAACCCUGGAAUUCACUUAUAGCAGUGGGGAGACCAAAGUCAUUGACACAGCCAAACUGCCAAUCAUCAAGAAGAAGCUCCGGCCUGUGGAGAAGCAGGGACGGAAUGAGUCCAGGCGCUUAUGGCAGAAUGUCACCAAGUCAUUGAAAGAAGGAAAUAUUGAUGAGGCCACGGAACACAAGCAUCGCCUGGAGGAGCGCCAAAGAGGGGAGGAAAGACAGAGGGCUGCAGAAAACUCACCCUGGACACCUAAAUAUUUCAGCAAAGAGGGAGAAGGCUGGAUCUACAACAAUGCUCUGUGGAAAUCUCACUGACAAAAGAACUGCUCUAAUGGAGAAUAACCUAAAGCCUCUAGCCCUAAAUGAGGGGCCAGACUGGGGAAGGAUGAUGACGGAACAUCCUCUUGAGGGUGUGGUGCCACAUGUCCUCCUUUAGAAACUCAGAUACUGACUCUUAAUGAUAUGGACAAAGGAGGACACACAUGGGGAGCAAGUUGCCAAAGGGGGUUUCCACUUGAUCCAUCAGGGGUGAGGGCGGGUGGGAAGACAGUUUUUUAUAAUUAUAAUUUGAGGUAGAGCAUUUCUAUUUUUCACUUAGCAAAGGCCUUUUUUUCUUUGCACAAACACAGUCUGUUAUGAUUUGCCACAAGUAUUGUUUUUUUCUCCAGUUGUAGUUGUGUUGACACACAUUGUCAAUUUUGAAUUUGUAACAGGAAAAUUGCACAGAUAGAAUUAGUAAGACUGCAUAACAUGUAUUUGUUACUGUGCUUAAGUACAAAAAUGUAUGCAAGCAGUAAUUUAAGUACAUCUGUAUAAAAGGGCUGCUAACUUAGUAAAAUGUUAAAGGAAUAGAUUCAGAUUUGGGUGAAAUAACGCUUCCCACAAGCCAUUAGUCAACUCUGUUCCAGCCUGGAAUUAGCAUUAUUAGCAGUGUGCAAAAUCAUGAAUUGAAACUGUGCAUUUCUAGAUACAAAAGCUGCUUUGCAACGAAAACAAAUUCCAAAUUAUUUCCAACUAAGACUAGCAAUGUUGUUCAUCACAAAUAACCUGUCAAUGUUGUAUUCGCCGAAAUAAUUUCAUUUACGCUAUAUAAAGCUCAUUUUCAACGAAACUGAUACUUCAUAUUUUUUACAGGUCAGUUUUGUUGACAGUGGUAUAAAUCUGCGUUUUUUCAAGUUUCAACAUAACUUUAUUGACUACCCGGAACAACUACUUAGGAUUCUCCUUAGAUAAUCCAAUCUAUAGGUUGUUUAUCAAUUCCAAGUACGCUAAGAACUUAGUUGUGUCCUUGAGAACGUUCUUGACAGAAUGGUCUUGCAAAAUCGCGCCUACCUGGAUUGAGAUGCAUGUGUACUUGGCAAUUGCGCAAUACACCUCCACUCUAUGAGGGCAGUAACCUCCUCAGUAGUCCCUGAAUAAAAUAUUGUAGCGUCUCGCGGGGCAGUGUCUCGAACCCGCGCCCUAUCCCAUUUGGAGGGGCGAGUAGCGGCCCUACCAAGGUCGCUACACUACCCCCACCAAACAGGAGAGCGUGUCCUCACGCUUCAUUAUAGCAAGUCCCUCACGGAGAUACGCCUCUCCAAUGGCCAUCCGGGCCAAUCCCCCUUCUGACACCAAUGUAGCGUCUGGUGGUGCAGUGUCUCGAACCCGCGGGAAGUUUUUCCUGCUCUCCUGACAUCUUGAAAUUACUUCUGGGAUAUCAGAUGCGUUCUCGCUGAACAACUCACUAACCCAUGCAUCCUCCAUAAAAGAGGCGGAUCAAGUACACAUCUGGGAAUUUUAGGCGGUCUUGGUAACUUGCGUUCUUUGGAUUGGAACCGUACAUGGCCAUGAAAGAAAACGUCAAACGAGUUCACAAGUACGGACAAAAACGCGGAUUGAUAAACGGCCUAUAGCAUUCUCUCGCUACAGAUGACAUCAUAGCAGAAUAACCAAAGCGAUGUGUUGGCUAUGGAAAAUAGUUUGCAUAGUUCCAGUUUGAAGUCUUAUUUUCGCCAGCUGUUUCGUCAAAAUAAAAUCGAUGCUAGUGCGACAGAUGACUGAAUUUAGUUCUAAGUGUUAUUUCGCAAGUACCCGCUUGCAAUGCAGUUUUUGUAGCUUGGGAUGUACCAUUUCAAUUAAUGAAUUUGGACUACAGUAUGCUAAUUCCAGGCUGGGACAGAGAAGAAUAUCUUGGUCGAGCUAUCACUUCAAUGUAAUUGUGGUCCUGUCAUAAACAAAUGCUGACACCAGGUGCACUCCUGAUCAAGACACGUUGUCUUUCCACUGAACAUCGGAAAGUUUUAACAAUUCCGAACGCUGCUGCCCAUGCAGACAAGGUAAAAAAGAGAAUGUUCUAAUUGCUCAUCAGGGCAGAGCCUUACACCUCUACAAUUAAGAAGGAGUUGGGUUAAAUGCAGAAGCCACAUCUACUAUCUCCUUAAUAAAAUGACCCAGAAUACAAACACUCAAUUGGCCCUCAUUUUCCCAAUAGGUCCUUUUCCUCUUUCCAAGGGUGUGCCUAUCUAUACGUCUAAGCUAUAGCUGUACGCAGCUCACGACUCCUUAUUGUAAUAGUGUAGCGGGCUGCCUCUACAUUGAAUAAGGUGCAUAAGACAACCCCAUUCUCAUGUCAUCUCUCCACGUGCCAUUCAGGAUUAUGAUUUUGACAGGAUACGAAGUAUUUUUGUGGUUUCUGUAUAAUCCUGUUAAAUAUUUACAUUUUUGCAAAAUGAACUAACCUGACAUUAUGGGCUGUAGGCAUUUUGCUUGAAUAUAGAUUGCCUAUGUUUAUUGUUUAGCGAAACACAGAAGGAAAUAGGUUUGGGUUGAUCCACCUUUCUUUAGUUCUACGAAAAUUGAUCAAUGGCAUUACUUCUAGUUGUGAAUAAACUUAAACCAAUCAGUUUGAUAAUCGUCAGGAAUGAAAAUUAGCCAUCACAAAUCUGUCCAGUGUCUGUUCUUAAAUUACAAGUGACCUCAACCAGAACAGAUGCAUGAUUGAGUAGAAUUUGAUAGCUAGUGCAGCAAAUAUGCAUUACCAUGAUCAUUUACCUAACAACUCUCUCCUACGGUAUUGGCCUUAACACUGAGAAGCAAUUUUGUAUACAGGUGUUUUGAGUCCAUCACAAAUAGGAGUGACAGAGUUAUUUGGAAAGAACUUUCCACAAAAACAAUUGACUUUUUUCCCCAUAUCUAUGUUCACCCAAGAUAUUCUGAACGUUGGUGAAUUAAUAUGUUCCAUUAAGCUGAGUAAUGCAUUUAAGAGCAUUAACCAAACUAAUUUAUUUGGGUGAAAAAAACCUAUGCAACCCCUCAUUUGUUAUAGGUUGGAGACUGUAGGAAUGGAAGGAUAAGCGUUUUGUUCAAAUAAAUGUGCUCUGGCAAUCACAGCCCGUAUCGGUUCUUCCAUUGUAAUUUCAGAUUCUUAAGAGAAUUCUCCCAAGUAACCAGAGUCAAGUGGAAAAUACAGAACAGCUGUAAUUCAAAGGUUUGUGCUGCCAUCGUGUGGCAUGUUUAAUUCUCAGAAGCCUUACUUUAUACCCAAGCCUUUUAUUAAGAGAUAUUUCAGAGAGAUGGCCAUGUACAGGCCUACAGGGGAUUGUAUAACUAUUCACCCAUCCCCCUUUACCUUUUUCACAUUGUGUUGCAGUAAAAUGUGUGAUGAAAUGGAUGUAAUAGUGCUUUUUUGUGAUUGAUCGACAAAGUGAAAAAAAUGCUACAAAUGUUUACAUAUUAAUAAAAACUAAAACA